Messenger RNA from Tetrahymena thermophila SB210, 3915 nucleotides. Its product is annotated as cyclic nucleotide-binding domain protein. NCBI's taxonomy places the organism in Eukaryota, Ciliophora, Oligohymenophorea, Hymenostomatida, Tetrahymenidae. The transcript is spliced from 3 exons. The record is from RefSeq and is a predicted model, not a curated record.
AUGGAUGUAAGAAGAAGCUUUCCUUUAGUCAGAUAAAACUAACAUGUAAUGGCCAAGAAUUAACAAUGCCAAAGAGGAAUGAAAAGGUCAAAAGACUAAGCAUUCUAAUUUGUUAACCUAAUUUAACAAGUCACAUAGAUUCUCUCUAAAGAGCGAGCUUUUAGAACUAAAGAAGAGGUCAGUUUGGUAGCUAUUGUAAUUAAGUAAAGUAAUUUCUUUAAAUUUUAUGAAAAAGAGUUUGAAAAAUCACCUUCUGCUCUUAAGCAAAUUGUAGAAAGCAUGAGUUAUGAGUCUUAUAUUGCUGGCUAAGAAAUCUAUACUGAAAAAGACAGAGCUAAAAAGGUUUAUAUAGUUUUAUCUGGUGAUGUCUGCAUUCUUAGUCAAAAGAUAAAAAAAGAUAAAUUUAAAAACAUUAGCAACCAAAAUAAAAGUGGAGGUUCAGAAUAAUUUAACCUUUAACAAUAAAUGAAAUUAAAGUCAUUUUUAGAUAGCGAACUUCUUUUAGAAAAGUCAUUUUCCCAUAGCUUCAAUUAAUUUAAAUAGCUAGAGUCUAUCUCUUAAUAUGAUUUUUUUGGAGACACAGACGUGAGAUAUCUCUCUAAAAAUUCUUUUAGCGCUGUUGCUAAAACUAGAGUAGAGUGUGCUGUAAUCCCUUAAGAAGUUUUCAACAUCUAUCUGGGAGAAACAUCAGAAAUCGCUUUACAGGUAAAGGAAAUGCUUAAAUGUAGCCUAUUUAAAUUUUUGGACCCUUAGUAUGUAGAGUAUUGCCUUAAAUAUUCAAAGGAGAUAAUAUUUCCUAAAUAGAAAAUAAUAUUUAAAGAAGGAGAGAACUCAAGUGAGGUAUACUAUAUUAAGUAAGGUGAUAUAGAAUUAAGUGCUACGCUCCCUAAACAAUCAGAUUAAGAAAUAAAAGUUGAAGACAUAGAAACAAAUAUAGCAGCUCAACAUGAUCAUAAUGAGAAUGAAAUGGAUAGCUUUGACCCAGACAAAUUUAUCAAAAGCAACUUAUUCAACUAAACUUUGUAUGAGAAGGGAGGACCUGUGAGUAAAAAUAGAUAAUUUUGGAACCAGGGUGAUACUGAAGGCUAAGAUUAUAUAACUAAACUAAAGGAGCAGCUUGAUUUUAAAUGCAAACAAUUUUAGUAGAGGGGUAUUCAAUAUACUUAGAUCAAAGUUGAAGAUUAAGUGAAGAAGUUUAUGAUUGCAUCGCUAUCAAAUAAAUUUUAAGAUAAAGGGAAAGGAAAUUUCAUAAGCUAAGCUAUAAAUCGAAAUGUAAACUGUGGACUAAAACUGGCUUUGUUAAGUAAAGGAGGAUAUUUUGGUGAAGAAGUUAUUUUCUAACAUCCAUUAAUGCAUUAAGAAAAUAGCAAUAGUGGUACUAUUUCGCCUUAUGUUAAAGAAAAUAAAAAGCAAAAAUCUCAAAAUUAUUUUUUUGAUGAAUUAAAGAUUAAUUCAAAGUAGCAUGAAAAUGAAAACAAUAAGCAUAAAAAUAACUAUUUUCUAGUGAGCUCAUAAAAAGAUGGAAGUAAAAAUAAUUAAAACUAAGAGCAAGAACUAGAUGACAACAUUUCUCGAUAAUACACUGUAAAAUGUCAAUCUGCUUCAUGCAUCUUGUUAAAAAUAGAAAUGGAACUUUAUUUAAGCUUAAUUUAUCUAAAUCAGAAGUAAUCUCAGGCAAAAAAAUAUCUUGAAAGCUAGCUUAAAUAAGAAAGAAGACAACUAAAACUGAAGAAUCACCUCAAUUUGAUUUUGAAACCAAAUAAAAUAUUUACAUAACAAAAUGAAAUAGAUUAAGCUCCAAGCAGUAUUAAAGGUGGAAAAAGUAUAUAAUUCUUCACAAAUAGUGUUAGCAAUUAGUAAUUAGUUUAGGAAGACUCAUCAACACCGAAUUCAAAAAAGUUAGAGUUGUCAUAAAAACUUAAUAUGUCUCAUAGUUUUAGUAAUUAGUUCUAUAGUAAAAAAUAAGACAUAAUAGAUUCAAGUAGCAGCACUUUCCCCUCUACUGAUAAAAAUUAGCUAUUUAGCUAAACGAAGAAUUUCUAAUCAAACGAGAUAAGGUAGAAGAAUAAUUCAGAGUGUUUUAGUGUGCCUUCGCAAUUAAAUCAAUAUCAGAUUAACAAGAUCAAGCAACGAAAUUCAAUAGAUAAAAUAAAUCUGACUUAAUCUUAAGAUCUUUAAAAUUAAGAGAGUGUAAGCACUUAUAUCUAAGGUAAAAAAGGCCUUAAAAAUAAUAAUUCUCUUUAAUAAUAUCGUUAGAACCAUUAAAAUAACCUGUCUUAAUAAGAUUUUUCAGAUAUGUUUGGCUCAUAUAUGUAACAAGAGAGUUAAAUUUAAAAAAAGAAUGUAACUGAUUUAAACUUAAAAUAAUAAAAACAAGGAAUUAACAAAUCAAAAACAGCACAGAAAUAAAGUCAAAUGAGAGAGGAAAUAGACAAUUUGUAUUAUACGUUUUCUUCCAUAUUGUAAAAAGAAGAAAAUAGGUAGAGAUAAAUAAGCUUAAUGACUAAUACCUUAGAGAAAAUAUGCAAUAAUAAUUAUUACAAUAAAAAUGUUUAAAAAGAUAAUUAGCAGUAGCAGGGUCUUUCAAUAACACUUCCCAAUUAAAGCCUUUCUGAAUAAAAAGAAUUUUAAUUUUUGUCACCUAUUUAGUCAGCCACAAAAGGCGUAGAAAGAGUGUUUUUUUCUUCGCAUUAUCCAUAAUUAAGCUAACUUAUUAAUUACUCAAAUAAUGAUAAUAAUACAACAGGUGAUCUAAUAAAAAAAAACAUUUCUUUUACAAACUAAGCUUUAAAUACUAAGUUAAGUCUUAAAAAAUAAGCACUCGACUAAUCAAAAGAUUUUGCAAGUUAGAGUGAAUAAAUCAAUCCAAUAAUUUAAAAGUAAAAGUUUGCUGGGAACUGCGAGAAUUUAAAAAUAAAAAGUGAUGUUUAGAAAAAUUAAACUAGAGAAGAAAGUUAAUAAUAAAAUAAACAAAUAGAAAAUUAGUUUAAUGAGAGUAGAGAAAGUUUUAAGUCGAAAUUAAUUUCGAGUUCAACAAAUGAAAAUGAGCAAAAUCCAAAGAGCAUAAGUUUUUAGUCAAAAGAGCAUAUUUAAAAUAACUAAAAAGAGGACUUUAAUGUAGAUUAAGAAAAAGUGUUUGUAUUUGACUAAUAAAACAGUCAAAUCAACAACUAAACUUCUUUCCUAUAAAAUAGCUUUAUUUCUAUUUAAGAAGAUGAUAAAGAUUAAUAAUUACUUCAAACAAAUAAUUCUUAACAAGAAAACAUAAGCCAAAAAAAAUUUUUAAUUAGAGAUAAAAAUGUAUUUAUUUAUCCUAAAAAAUAUGUGCUCUAACCUCUAUUUAGCGAAAUAAUCGAAAAUGAAGUAGAGAGGCUUCAACAAAGUGAGUAAAAAAAGCAAAAUGAAAGAAUUAAAAUUGAAAUUAACUAAGACUUUUACAUAAAAAGAUACAGGAAAGCCUAUAAGGAGGCGUUUGAUUUAGUAAAGAGGCCAGAAAAAAAGCAGGUGAAUUCUAUAUUCGAUGAAUUAGAAAACUCAUCAGAAAAGCAGAAUAAAAAGCAAAAAUAAGAAAAUUUAUCAUUAAUUAUUUAAAAGAAAUUUUAAAUUGACAAGCAAUUCCCAAAUUCUUAAAGAGCUAAGGAGAUAAAUGACUUUUUUAGUAAUCAUAUUAAAAAAUUGGACGAAUAGCACAAAUCAAAAUUAGAUAAAUUUAAGAGAGAAAAGGAUAUAAAUGCAAUAAUUACAAAGUAGUUAGUAUAUAAGCUAGAAUAGCAAAACAUAAAAAGGCGGAACGAUCUUAACUAUGCUGGCACGAAUUUUAAUUUCAUUUUAAAAGAUGCAGAUAAAAAAAAUAGUCUUUGUGCAAAAAAUAAUAAUAUUUCACAUGAAAACUAGAACUAGAAAUAAGUUAAAUGA